This is a messenger RNA of Sorghum bicolor (sorghum), 5786 nucleotides long. Its product is annotated as brefeldin A-inhibited guanine nucleotide-exchange protein 5. Lineage: Eukaryota; Viridiplantae; Streptophyta; Magnoliopsida; Poales; Poaceae. Gene Ontology annotation, cellular component: trans-Golgi network. The record is from RefSeq and is a predicted model, not a curated record. Gene Ontology annotation, biological process: regulation of ARF protein signal transduction. The transcript is spliced from 32 exons. Gene Ontology annotation, molecular function: guanyl-nucleotide exchange factor activity. Bases 223 to 5340 code for a protein of 1705 amino acids.
UGAAGGCAAAUCAGCCGAGCGAGCGUGCGUGCGAGACAACCAGGUCCGAUCCGCCCCCGCUGAGCCGAGGACAGCAGCGGGGGCUCUCGGUCUCCUCCUCCUUCAGAUCUCGCACCCCCUCCAGAUCUCGCGCCCUCUCCGUCCCAUGCCCACUCCCCCUCCUCGGAUCUAACCACUCCGCCCCUCCUCCCGUCUCCGCGGCCGGAGCUGAGAUCCGAGGCCAUGGCGGGCGCCGCGGGCGGGUUCGUCACGCGGGCCUUCGAGGCCAUGCUCAAGGAGUGCGCCGCCAACCGCGGCAAGUUCGCCGCGCUGCAGCAAUCCAUCCAGUCAUACCUCGAUAGCAUCAAGGGGGCUACGGCGGAGGGCGCGGUCAUCACGGAGGCGCUCGCGUCGGCUGGGCGCGUGCUCGACGGGCCGCAGGCCGAGCUGGUGCUGCAGCCGCUCCGCCUCGCCGUCGAGACCAAGCACGUCAAGCUCGUCGAACCUGCGCUCGACUGCCUCCACAAACUUAUUGCUUAUGACCAUUUAGAAGGCGAUCCUGGUUUAGAAGGUGGUAAAAAUUCCCCAUUAUUUACAGACAUCCUGAACAUGGUAUGUGGUUGCGUCGAUAACACCUCCUCUGACAGUACCAUUCUCCAAGUCUUGAAAGUGCUUCUCAAUGCUGUUGCUUCAAAUAGGUUUAGAGUUCAUGGAGAGCCAUUGCUUGGGGUCAUUAGAGUAUGCUAUAACAUUGCUCUUAAUAGCAAGAGCCCUGUGAACCAGGCUACCUCAAAGGCUAUGUUAACCCAGAUGAUUAGCAUUGUAUUCAGGAGAAUGGAAUCUGAGCAGGUUUCUGUAUCACCUGCAAGCUCUGCGGUUAAAGAUACACCUUCAUCUACCACAAAGGAAUCUGAAAAUGGAGAAAUAUCUACUGAUAGCCAAGAUGAGGAAAAAGUUACUCUGGGAGAUGCAUUGUCCAUGAAUCGGCCUUCUGAAGCACCUCCAACAUCUGUUGAAGAGCUUCAGAAUCUUGCAGGUGGAGCAGAUAUUAAGGGGCUGGAAGCUGUUCUAGACAAGGCUGUUGAACUUGAAGAUGGAAAGAAAGUGUCACGUGGAAUUGACCUGGACACUGUGAACAUAAUACAGCGUGAUGCACUAUUGCUCUUUCGAACUCUCUGCAAGAUGAGCAUGAAAGAAGAAAGUGAUGAGGUUGCUACCAAGACAAGGCUGCUAUCACUCGAACUGCUACAGGGAUUGCUAGAGGGAGUCAGCAAUGCAUUCACAAAAAAUUUCCACUUUAUUGAUUCGGUCAAAGCAUAUCUUUCAUACGCUCUUCUGCGAGCAUCUGUCUCUUCAUUUCCAGUUGUUUUUCAGUAUGCUUGCGGUAUAUUUUCAGUUCUGUUGCUCCGGUUUAGGGAGAGUCUGAAGGGGGAAAUUGGUGUCUUCUUUCCUCUGAUAGUUUUAAGGUCUUUGGAUAGCUCUGAUAGUCCCCUCAGCCAGAAGGCUAGUGUUCUUAGGAUGUUGGAGAAAGUUUGCAAAGAUCCCCAAAUGCUUGCAGAUGUGUUUGUGAACUAUGACUGUGAUCUUGAGGGACCAAAUCUUUUUGAACGCACGGUUAGUGCACUCUCAAGAAUAGCACAAGGAUCUCAAAUUGCUGAUACCAACUCCAUUGCGUCAUCCCAAACAGUUUCUGUAAAAGGCUCUUCUCUCCAGUGCUUGGUGAGUAUUCUGAAGUCAUUGGCUGAUUGGGAGCAACUUCGAAGAGAUUCCUCAAAGCAAGGGAGCAUUGUUGAAUCUCGUGAAGAGGAUGCUUCAAGGAGCUUGACAACUGAUGAGAUGAAGAGCCAAGAGGAUGGUCGGAAUCAGUUUGAGAGAGCCAAAGCUCAUAAGUCGACAAUGGAGGCUGCAAUCUCAGAGUUCAAUCGUAAACCAACUAAAGGGAUUGAAUAUUUGUUGUUAAAUAAAUUGAUAGAAAGUAAGGCAUCAUCUGUAGCUCAGUUUCUCAAGAGCACUCCCAGCUUGGAUAAGGCUAUGAUUGGUGAAUACUUGGGACAGCAUGAGGAGUUCCCUCUUGCUGUGAUGCAUGCCUAUGUUGACUCCAUGAAGUUUUCAGGGUUGAAGUUUGAUGCUGCAAUUCGUGAGUUCCUGAAAGGAUUUCGCCUUCCCGGUGAAGCGCAGAAGAUAGAUCGCAUAAUGGAAAAGUUUGCUGAGCGGUACUGUGCUGAUAAUCCUGAGCUUUUCAAAAAUGCAGAUACUGCUUAUGUUCUUGCUUAUGCUGUUAUAAUGUUGAAUACUGAUGCACAUAAUCCAAUGGUAUGGCCUAAGAUGUCAAAAUCAGAUUUUGUUCGUAUGAACACUGCGAGUGAUGCAGAAGAAUGUGCCCCAAAGGAGCUCUUGGAAGAAAUUUAUGAUUCCAUUGUCAGGGAAGAGAUAAAGAUGAAAGAUGAUUCUCAUGAUACUUCAAAAACCACCAAGAGACCUGAAACAGAAGAAACAGGCCGUCUUGUCAAUAUCCUCAAUUUAGCCCUUCCAAGACUGAAGUCAGCUAGUGAUACAAAGGCAGAGAGUGAAAAGAUCAUCAAACAGACCCAGGCACUUUUCAAGAACCAGGGACAGAAGAAAGGUGUUUUUUACGUUGCACAGCAGGUUGAGCUUGUUAGACCAAUGCUUGAAGCUGUAGGAUGGCCUUUGCUUGCAACAUUUUCUGUGACCAUGGAGGAAGGUGACAGUAAGCCAAGGGUUGUAUCAUGCAUGGAAGGGUUUCGUGCAGGUAUCCAUCUUACUCGUGUUCUCGGGAUGGACACCAUGCGAUAUGCUUUCUUGACGUCCUUAGUGAGGUUUACAUUUUUGCAUGCUCCCAAGGAGAUGCGUAGUAAAAAUGUCGAGGCACUGAGGACUCUUCUUGGUUUAGCUGACACUGAUAUGGAUGCUUUACAAGAUACCUGGAAUGCUGUUUUAGAAUGUGUCUCGAGACUCGAGUAUAUCACUUCAAAUCCUUCAAUUUCUGCAACUGUAAUGCUGGGAUCAAAUCAAAUAUCGAGGGAUUCUGUAGUCCAAUCGCUGAAAGAGUUGGCUGGGAAGCCUGCUGAACAGAUCUUUGUAAACAGUGUAAAACUGCCAAGUGAUUCAAUUGUUGAAUUCUUUACUGCCCUUUGUGGUGUUUCUGCUGAAGAGCUAAAACAAACACCUGCUCGUGUCUUUAGCUUGCAGAAGCUUGUAGAGAUAAGCUAUUAUAACAUGGCUCGUAUACGGCUGGUGUGGGCUAGAAUAUGGUCUGUGUUGGCCCAACAUUUUAUUGCUGCUGGAAGCCACCAUGAGGAGAAAGUUGCAAUGUAUGCCAUUGAUUCUCUAAGACAGCUUGGUAUGAAGUACUUGGAGCGUGCUGAAUUAAACAACUUCACAUUUCAGAGUGAUAUACUGAAGCCUUUUGUCAUUUUAAUGAGGAAUAGCCACAACUCAAAAAUCCGAGGUUUAAUUGUUGAUUGCAUUGUUCAGUUGAUCAAGUCAAAAGUUGGUAGCAUAAAGUCGGGGUGGCGUUGCGUAUUCAUGAUAUUUACUGCAGCAGCUGAUGAUGAGGAUGAAUCAAUUGUUGAGAGUGCUUUUGAAAAUGUAGAACAAGUUAUCUUGGAACAUUUUGACCAAGUUGUUGGCGAUUGCUUCAUGGAUUGUGUCAACUGUCUUAUUGGUUUUGCAAAUAACAAGUGCACUCCUCGGAUUAGUUUGAAGGCUAUUGCUCUCCUGCGUAUAUGUGAAGAUCGUUUGGCAGAGGGAUUCAUUCCAGGCGGUGCUGUUAAACCUAUUGAUGUUGUUCCAGAGGCCAAUUUUGAUGUGACUGAGCACUACUGGUUUCCUAUGCUGGCUGGUUUGUCUGAUUUGACUUUGGACUCCAGACCAGAAGUCAGACACUGUGCACUGGAAGUGUUGUUUGAUUUGUUGAAUGAAAGAGGACAUAAGUUCUCUUCUCCCUUCUGGGAGAGUAUUUUUCAUCGUGUACUAUUUCCAAUUUUUGAUCAUGUAAGGCAUGCUGGAAGGGAUGGACUUUCUUCUUCUGGGGAUGAUUGGCUUCGUGAUACUAGCAUUCAUUCACUGCAAUUAAUCUGCAACCUUUUCAAUACAUUCUAUAAGGAGGUAUCCUUUAUGCUUCCACCUCUUCUCAGUUUGCUGCUUGAGUGUGCCAAAAAAACAGACCAAACUGUUGUUUCAAUUGCUCUAGGCGCUUUAGUUCAUCUGAUUGAAGUUGGUGGUCACCAGUUCAGUGAUGGUGAUUGGGAAACAUUACUAAAGAGUAUUAGGGAUGCAUCAUACACAACGCAGCCUCUCGAACUGCUCAAUUCAUUAGGAUUUCAGAAAUCAAACAACCAGCAGUUACUUUCAAGGGAAGAAAGCAAUGCACAUGGCAAUAGUUACCAUGGCAGCCGGGGGGAACCCUCCGUCAGUAAUAAUGGUGAGCAUAGUCAUCCAGAGGCAGAUCCACAAACUAGCCUGGAGAAUUCAGAAGGUUUACCGUCACCAUCAGGGAGAACACAACCUGCUGUUUCCCCACGUGGCCAAAGCUUUGGACAAAGAAUUAUGGGCAAUAUGAUGGAUAAUCUUUUGGUCAGAAGUCUUACAUCCAAAUCAAAAGGUCGAACAGAUGAUAUUGCUCCACCCUCACCUGUGAAGGCCCCUGAUGAUGAGGCUGACAAGGCUGAAGAGGAAGAGAGCCCUAUGAUGGAAACUGUCAGGAGCAAAUGUAUCACACAGUUACUACUGCUUGGGGCAAUUGACAGCAUACAGAAGAGGUAUUGGAGCAGGCUAAAAGCUACACAACAGAUAGCAAUAAUGGAUAUCUUGCUCUCACUUCUAGAGUUUGCUUCUUCGUAUAACUCACCUUCAAAUCUUCGCACAAGGAUGCACCAUAUACCUCCAGAAAGACCUCCACUGAAUCUUCUCCGGCAAGAACUAGCUGGAACAACAAUUUAUUUAGAUAUCCUUCAUAAAUCAACAGUGGAGCAGGAUGAAAAGGACUCCACUGAGGAAACAAAUGGUUUAAAUGUGGAAUCUGGUGACCAGGAAAAGAUCAAGUACCUAGCAGAAGGGAAGCUUGUUUCUUUUUGCGGGCAGAUUUUGAAAGAGGCAUCUGAUCUCCAGCCUAGCACUGGGGAGGCUGCCAGUGCAGACAUACAUCGUGUAUUAGACUUACGGGCACCUGUUAUUGUCAAGGUUUUGAAAGGAAUGUGCAUCAUGGAUGCUCAGAUCUUCAAAAGGCACCUGAAAGAGUUCUAUCCAUUAAUUACCAAACUUAUUUGUUGUGAUCAGAUGGAUGUUCGUGGAGCCCUUGGUGAUCUCUUUAGCAAACAGCUUACUCCACUGAUGCCCUGAAGUAUGGCAGUAUUUCCUCUCUUGCAUAUAUCUUGUUGGAAUAUAUUCGUCAUCAGCAUUUUUGUGCAAACAUGGAGCACCGGUAGGGUGCUUGACAUCCUUAAGGCACAUGUAUGGUGCAACAGCUACUCCCUAGGAAGUUACUAAGAGCUUGGUCAGCGGGAACGGCAAGUCCCUAGGCCACAUUUUUUUUGGAUGACACAAGGGAAGUAGCUUGACUGUUGCGCACACCAUGUUUUUGCUAGUGACUUGUACUUUUGAGCUAUUUAUCUGUGCUCGGACAGGGACGAUGCUUCCAUUAUACAGUAGAGUAGUGUUGGUGAUAUGUACACAUUGUUCAGGACAUUGUACUUGAGGCCUGUUAUUAUAUGGCAAUAGUAGAUUAUUUGCGGCAAGCCUCGUUUUUGUGCGUCUAAUAAAGUGGGGUCCUGAGAAGUAUAGCCUUA